Messenger RNA from Spodoptera littoralis (African cotton leafworm), 979 nucleotides. The record is from the annotation of a GenBank genome assembly. NCBI's taxonomy places the organism in Eukaryota, Metazoa, Arthropoda, Insecta, Lepidoptera, Noctuidae.
GCAUGUUCCCUUCUCAUUCUUCUUAUGUCUUUAAAAAAUGAAAUACCUAUUAUAAUGCAAGUUGUUUAUUUUGCAGGUCCAUAUGAAAUGAAGGUGUAUAUGGAUUUUGAGAAAGAACAAAAAUUCCUCGUCGUUAAACUCGCUACUGAACUUAGACAGAUAACUCCUCUAUCUCCAAGAUGGAGGACUGCAAUAGAACGUCGGAUCCAGGAUGUGAGACACCUCACCACGUAUGCCGUCAGCCGAGGAGCUCGUCUACAGACGGGACAGUUCUGGGACCUUUCUGGAACUUUCCUCUUCACUAUCUACGUGAUGACCGCUUUAGGGUUUGGUGCUCCGGUGCCGCAAUCUACGUGGGGAAGGAGCUCCGCGCUAAUAUACGCCAUUUUUGCAGUGCCGACCCAUCUUUACCUAAUGUUGAACGCCAGUUUGUGCCUCGUCAUAAAUGCAGAAACUUACCUUAAGAAGCUAAGACACAAGACCAGAGGUCAACGUCCUUUUUCCAUUGAGAGGACUACUUCUCACAAUAGCACAGAAAGCCCAAACUGCAGUCGAAACUCUGAAGUUAUGAAGACACCAAAUAGAAGUACUAUUCGUCGGAAAAUAAUGCAUUAUCUCGGCGUGUUUGUAGCGUGUCGUAGCGUGCCGCUUAUGGUAAUACUAUAUUAUAUAUUUGGUGCCGCGGUAUUCGGUCUGGCCCGCGGUAAAACUUCGCUAGACAUCGCAUUGUUCCCGCUAGAGUUCACCACUAGCGGCGGAUUGGAACACGUAAACGGCCACGUUCGUAUUCUAUACGGGUGCUACGUGGAAGGAGCGAUGUUGCUGCUCUCUUGCGGGCUGGCAAUGUUACGCUGUCACAGCGGCGCCGCAUUGACUUGCAUGACUGAGAAGUACAGGCUCUUUGAAAGUAAAUAAAGGAGGUAGAUAAAUAAGUACGUAGGUAUUUUUAAUAUAACAAACUGUAAUAAUAAAGAUUGAG